Molecule: messenger RNA, 414 nt
Organism: Vicia faba (fava bean)
Lineage: Eukaryota; Viridiplantae; Streptophyta; Magnoliopsida; Fabales; Fabaceae
Source: the annotation of a GenBank genome assembly
AUGCUUUUCAAAACUUCUGAUCACAAAUAUGUUUUAAAAUUUACUGGUGGUACAUCUGUUGGAGAUGUCAACAAACAUGUCUUUCCUCUGAAGCGGGGUGGUUGUUCUUCGCCUUUUGUUCUUUGGGAUCAUGAGAGUGCACAACUAUUGAGAGUAUUUGCAACACAACUUCGUGCAACUAUGUUAGAGGUGGGAAUUUGUGACCCCGUUGAAUAUCCUUUGCAACUAUACUCUUUAUUAGGUCUCACAAUGAUCUUCAAAAUAAAGUGGAAUUGUGGAAAGUAUAUAUAUCCUAUUAUUGUCAUUGUGGAAAGUACAUAUCUGGAUUUCAUGAAUAGUUAUAAAUGUUACGACUAUCUCAAAAGUCGGGCAAUCCUAUUGUUGAUCAAAUUAAUGAUUACAUCCUUCAAAUGA